Engraulis encrasicolus (European anchovy) is the source of this 1501-nucleotide messenger RNA. It is a transcript of the gene tpi1b, whose product is annotated as triosephosphate isomerase 1b. NCBI's taxonomy places the organism in Eukaryota, Metazoa, Chordata, Actinopteri, Clupeiformes, Engraulidae. The transcript is spliced from 7 exons. Gene Ontology annotation, biological process: glycerol catabolic process; glyceraldehyde-3-phosphate biosynthetic process; glycolytic process. Bases 104 to 850 code for a protein of 248 amino acids. The record is from RefSeq and is a predicted model, not a curated record. Gene Ontology annotation, cellular component: cytosol. Gene Ontology annotation, molecular function: triose-phosphate isomerase activity.
CUGGAAAUUAAAGGUCGCUCUUCUCCCCACAGGGUCAUUGACUGGCGAACCUUGCAGUUCUUAGUUCUUACAAGUGUUGACUGAAACCGACCGUCUUGCAAAGAUGACUGGCAGGAAAUUCUUCGUUGGUGGAAACUGGAAGAUGAAUGGAGACAAGAAGAGUCUUGGCGAGCUGAUUGGCACGCUCAACGCUGCCAAACUGCACGCCGACACUGAUGUGGUGUGCGGAGCCCCAGCCAUCUAUCUGGACUUUGCCAGGUCAAAGUUGGACAAGAAGAUUGGCGUGGCCGCACAGAACUGCUACAAGGUUGCCAAGGGUGCCUUCACUGGGGAGAUCAGCCCUGCAAUGAUCCAUGACUGUGGAGUGGGGUGGGUGAUUCUGGGACACUCUGAGAGGCGCCAUGUCUUCCAUGAGAGCGAUGAGCUGAUUGGCCAGAAGGUGGCUCAUGCCCUGGAGAAUGGUCUCGGAGUGAUCGCCUGCAUUGGCGAGAAGCUGGAUGAGAGAGAGGCUGGCAUCACAGAGAAGGUUGUCUUUGAGCAGACAAAGCACAUCAAAGAUAAUGUCAAGGACUGGAGCAAGGUCGUCCUCGCAUACGAGCCAGUGUGGGCCAUCGGUACUGGCAAAACCGCCUCCCCACAGCAGGCUCAGGAGAUCCACGACAAACUGAGGCAGUGGAUGAAGACCAACGUCUCUGAAGCUGUCGCCAACUCCGUCAGGAUUAUCUAUGGAGGCUCAGUCACCGGGGCAACGUGUAAGGAACUUGCCUCUCAGAAGGACAUUGAUGGCUUCCUGGUUGGCGGAGCCGCUCUGAAGCCCGAGUUCGUUGACAUCAUCAACGCUAAGGCAUAAAGUGGAAACUUCAGUAGUGAUGUACAAUGACUACGGCCAACUCCAUCUUCUUUACCCAUGCACAGACAUCCCCAUUUUUUAAAAUCCCAUUAAGUGUCUUUCUGAUGUUGCAGCCCUUGAUGCCUUUCCAGUUGUUUUGUGUUUUGUAAUGUAAUUUAAAAGGGACAGAAGAUUGACUCGUGCACUGUAUUGCACUGUAUGUCGCAGUGUGGAGUUCAACUUUGACAAUGUUUGUAUUGUAACCACCACCGCUCCAGUGUUCAGAAACAGUAAAAACACCAUAGGGGCACUACAACCCUGCUGCCACUUACUUGAAAGUUUACAGGCGUUAAAUUUGUUAAAGCAGUGUCCGUCAAGAGGCCAAUCGACUCUGUCUUCUUAAGUUGUUCUUUUUUGUAAUUCCUUCAUUGUGACUGAUCCUCGUCUUCAUUUAUUUAGUGUGGGAUCUCUUCGCCGGGUAACUGCAUAGAGAUGUUCACGACCUGUCAAUCAUCAUGUAUUGUGGCCAAUGGUAGUAAGAGAAAUCCUAAGUGCACUAAACAAGAGUAACAGAUGAGUAGGUGAAUACAUCCUGACUGUAAUGAACAUGUUCAGCACUUAAGGUGGUUGAGAUGUGCUUUUUCCUUGAAAUAAAGGAACAGCAAUGGAGAA